GGUCGGAUGCCGCAGGUCCAGAUCGUAGCGCGCAAAGGCCGGGCAGGACAGAAACGAUCACGUGAGAAGCUUUGGGGAAAAGAAAAACAUCGCGGUUCCCGAGUUGGGCAGGGUCUUGUGGAGCUCUACUGCAAGACUCGCCACUUCCCCUUCUUCAGACGUGGCUGACCGGGAGUCUUAACGAUUGUUGCAUUGAAGAUUGCCCUGCCCUUGUCAAGAUGUUGCUGGCGGAAAGUAUUAUUCUGAUAUUGUCGCUGCGGACUCUAAGUUCAGCUUUUUCAAUAAAGGAACCUAAAGAAGCAAAACAGGCAUGGGGAUAUGUUCCUGUCAGAAGCAACGCAAGCAUGUUCUGGUGGUUGUACUAUGCAGAUAGUCCCACUCAGAAUUUCACACAACUUCCUCUUAUCUUAUGGCUGCAGGGAGGCCCAGGAGCUUCAGGUUGCGGAUAUGGAAAUUUUGAAGAGAUUGGCCCUUUAGAUGCUGAUCUAAAAGCAAGAAAGACAACUUGGCUGCAGGCAGCAAGUCUUCUCUUUGUUGACAAUCCUGUUGGCACUGGAUACAGUUACGUUAAUGACUCCCUUGCCUACGCCACUGAUCUCAGCAUGGUCGCUUCGGAUAUGAUGGUGGUUCUCCGAGAGUUCUUUAAAUCAAAGGUGGAAUUUCAGACGAUCCCCUUCUACAUCUUUUCUGAAUCUUAUGGGGGGAAAAUGGCUGCUGCAAUUGCUCUGGAAGUUCAUAAGGCUGUUCAAGCUGGAACAAUCAAGUGCAAUUUUCAUGGAGUAGCCCUUGGUGAUUCAUGGAUUUCUCCUCUAGAUUCCGUGCUUGCUUGGGGGCCUUACCUAUAUAGCACUUCUUUCCUAGAUGAUCAAGGCUUGAAGGAAGUCACUACAGCUGCCAAGAAGAUCCUGAAUGCAAUGAAUACAGGGGCAUUUAAGCUUGCUACGCUGCUUUGGGAUAAAGCAGAGGAUAUCAUAGAAAAGAACACAAAUGGUGUGAAUUUCUAUAAUAUUCUAACCCCUGACUCUACGAAGGACACAGCUCUUUCAUCUGCUGCAACUGAAACCACCCCAUUUUUAAAAUUGUUCCAGCGUCACGUGAAAAAUCAAAUUAACGACAAGCUGAGUGACCUGAUGAAUGGGCCCAUCCGGAAGAAGCUGAAAAUAAUUCCAGACCAUGUCAAAUGGGGAGGGCAAUCAACAGGUGUAUUUAUGAAUAUGGCUGAAGACUUUAUGAAAAAUGCAAUUGAUAUUGUGGACAGCUUGCUGGAGGCCAACGUGAAUGUCACUGUAUACAACGGGCAGCUGGAUCUCAUCGUUCCUACAAUAGGGCAAGAAGCUUGGCUCCGGAAGCUAAAAUGGCCCAAGCUGAAAGAAUUUAAUGCACUGAAGUGGCAGCCUUUGUACACCUGCCCAAAAUGCACAGAGACGGCUGCUUUUUAUAAAUCCUAUUGUAACCUGAGCUUCUUCUGGAUCCUCAAGGCUGGCCAUAUGGUCCCAGCUGACCAGGGUGACAUGGCGCUGAAGAUGCUUAGGAUGGUCACCCAACAAAAGCAAUGACUAAAUUAGAGCCAGCUGGCUUGGCUCCUCUACAGAACAAAAAACAGGUUGUUUGGAAUCUUUUUGUGGCACCCUGAAAGAAGAAGGAACAAUGACACCACUGUGUUUUGAUUUUCUCAGAUACUAUGCCAGGCAUUUUAAGGAGACGGAUAGAUGGAAAUAAUUUGCUUUCUCCUGUGGUGACUUCUUUUGUAAAAUGUGAAGAUCUCUUGAUCCACUUCUGGUUAGUAUAAUCCUUAAAUGCUGGAAAAGGAAGGUAUGAAUAAAUCAGGGCAUUUUGUAGGCUGUGUGUGGCCUCCAUGUUGCAGCCUCAGAAGAUCCUCCUUUUGUCCUGCAGUAUCUGGCAAAAUUGGUGAGAUUUCAGCGAUACUCUUUUGAGGUAGGUUUUGCCAAAAGAAAGUAGAGAUGGACCAAUCAGUCCCCCAGAGGUUAAAUGCAUCCAUUUCCAACUUCUAAACGCUCCCAAAAUGCCUCCCAUCCAGACUCAGGCCCAUCCAGUUGGAUACAUCAUUGUCCUAGCCUCCAAAUAGUCUGGAGUAGCUCCCAGGACAAAAGAGGUUUCCCACUCUUGAAGCAAUAUUUUCUCAAGGGCAAUGUUUCCUUUUGACUGAUUUUCAUUCUCUUUUUUAUGUAUACAUGCAUACCUUCCACUUGGAGCCUAUUUGUAGAUAUUUCCUUAUCCAGACCCAUGAAUUUUGAAUUGAAGCCAGAGAAUCUUUCAGCUGGAGCACUCUUCUGCCUCCUCAGGCAAUAGAUCUUGUGGAGGUUGCCCCACAGCUGAUGCCCAAAGCCAUCACCCUUCUUUCUGUCAGCCUUUGCAGCUUGAUUGAAAACAAAGGGUUGGAUUCUUAUUUAAAUGAGAUUUGCUGCCUAGAAAGAGAUAUUCAGGAUUGACAGGCCUAAGUCCGACUGCAUACAGAGCUAAGACCUCACUUCUAAAGUAGAAACUGUUGUUUUCCUUGGCUUCCAACAGGAGGAAAUAUAGGAAUAAAAGCAGCAACCUGGAGCAAAGGUUCAGCAUGUCCAAAUCUUGAUCUUUAGGCUAAUGGACUUGUCUAAGCCAGGGGUGAGUAAGUAUGGCCCCUUUACGACCUGUGGACUUCAACUCCCAGGAUUCAUGACUGGCUCAGGAAUUCUGGGAGUUGAAGUCCAUGGGAUGUAAAGGAACCAUAAUUGCCCAUCUCAGUCUAAGCAAAGGUCAAAUUAUUGAAUUGUUUGUCACAGUCCAUUGGUUGCCCUCUAACACGACUGGAUGACAUCACCAGGUUUUGCUGCUUUAACAGAGUAAGGAAAAUAGAGGUGAUUCACACCCUGGUCAGUGUCUCUUCGCAUUUGUACCAUUGGGCA
Thamnophis elegans (Western terrestrial garter snake) is the source of this 2903-nucleotide messenger RNA. RefSeq names its product serine carboxypeptidase 1 (gene SCPEP1). Bases 219 to 1556 code for a protein of 445 amino acids. The record is from RefSeq and is a predicted model, not a curated record. The transcript has 13 exons. Gene Ontology annotation, molecular function: serine-type carboxypeptidase activity. Lineage: Eukaryota; Metazoa; Chordata; Lepidosauria; Squamata; Natricidae. Gene Ontology annotation, biological process: proteolysis.